Molecule: messenger RNA, 1445 nt
Organism: Diospyros lotus (date-plum)
Lineage: Eukaryota; Viridiplantae; Streptophyta; Magnoliopsida; Ericales; Ebenaceae
Product: octanoyltransferase LIP2, mitochondrial-like
Exons: 4
Coding region: 590-1312 (240 amino acids)
Biological process (GO): protein lipoylation
Cellular component (GO): mitochondrion
Molecular function (GO): lipoyl(octanoyl) transferase activity
Source: RefSeq, a predicted model, not a curated record
AAACCUAGGGUUCCUUUCCCAUUCUGCCGACUCUGGGCUUUCCAGCGAAGCGCAGCUAGCCCGCCGCUCGGUCGCUCAUAGCGUUCCGGUUGCGCUGCCAUCACCGUCCAUGGAGGUUCUCUGGCGACUCAAUCUCUCUGUCUUCUGUUUUCUCUCUUUUGAUCCACUGAGAGAUUUCGCCAAAUGACUCCUCGUCAAGAGGUGUCACUAUACCCGAUCGCAAAGUUUGAUCUGAUAAUUAUCCAGAGUUCACGAAGGUAGCGGUCCGUACAGCGAUCGAUUUCGUAGUGAUGGGAUUCGUAGGGUUCCUUGUGAAGGUUAUCUUCGUUGCUAUUAACAUCAUUGUUGUUGGAUCUGUUUGAGUUGAUGUCGACCUGCGGUUAAAAGGAUCAAAUUCAUGCAUCAGAUUUUGAACUAGAACUUCUUCUUGCUGCAAAACCUUGAUUAAGAGUUUUGUUCAUAUGGCAACUUCAAGUUACCUGACUCAUUGGUGACCUUUACAAAGCCUAAAGAGCUAUAAACUUAAAAAGGUCUCUUUCUUGUGACCUUAGGAUGGGUAAGAAAUUGGUUGUGCCAUGAUUCGCAGGGAAUGGGAAUUCUUCGAAGCCUAGAGAUUUGGAAACUGGGCACUGUCAACUACUUACAAGCACUUAAGCUUCAGGAGAAGCUUGUCUCUGACAGAAAAGCUUGUAAGAUUUCUGAUACUCUCUUGUCCCUACAACAUCCACCUACUUAUACCUUUGGCAAAAGGAGAACAGAUCACAACUUGUUACUACCCGAAGAAGAUCUCAAAAAUAUAGGAGCUGAACUUCACUACACGGAAAGGGGAGGGGACAUUACAUUUCACGGUCCACAUCAAGCCAUCUUAUAUCCUAUCAUAUCCCUGCGUGAUAUUGGAGUUGGGGCACGCAAGUAUGUGGAGAAACUUGAGUUAACUAUGAUUGAAAUGGCAUAUUUAUAUGGUGUGAAAGCUCAUGUUGGACAAACAGGUGAGACUGGGGUGUGGGUUGGGGACAGGAAGAUUGGUGCCAUUGGAGUUAGAAUUUCAUCUGGGAUAACGUCCCAUGGUUUGGCAUUUAACAUGGACCCAGAUUUAAGCUACUUUAAGCAUAUUGUGCCGUGUGGAAUCGCGGACAAGGGCAUUACCUCGUUGAGGAGAGAGACAGAUAAGGUGCUUCCUGUCGAAGAAGUGAUUCAAGAGCAGUUGAUUUCUUGUUUUGCUAAGGUAUUUGGGUUUAGUGAUAUUGUUUGGAAAGAUAAGGCAUUCUCCAUCUCGUGGGACAACCAAAACAUUAAACAAGAUGUUGUAUGAAACAAAACAAGGUAUAUGAUUCUUGGAGGCUUUUGAAAUAUAUGUUGGUAUUUUUAUUGUAGGUUGUUGAAAUAUAUUAAUUGUGAUUACUGAUUAAUAUUGCAAUUUGAAAUAUAAUCAUGUUGAUGUUAAA